Haliotis rubra (blacklip abalone) is the source of this 1637-nucleotide messenger RNA. Its product is annotated as PDZ domain-containing protein 11-like. The transcript is spliced from 7 exons. Bases 100 to 585 code for a protein of 161 amino acids. The record is from RefSeq and is a predicted model, not a curated record. Lineage: Eukaryota; Metazoa; Mollusca; Gastropoda; Lepetellida; Haliotidae. Gene Ontology annotation, cellular component: basolateral plasma membrane; synapse; cell-cell junction. Gene Ontology annotation, biological process: protein localization to basolateral plasma membrane; maintenance of epithelial cell apical/basal polarity; neurotransmitter secretion. Gene Ontology annotation, molecular function: protein binding.
CGGAUCAUCUACUGAUGCAGGGACCCAGUCUUUGUUCGAGGCGAUCCAGUUGAUUAUUAAAGUUCUGCGAGUUGUCAAACUGUUCCGGUUGACACUAUUAUGUCUGGAAAUCAGGGUUACCCAGAGCAUAUAGAACAUAUGCCAAGGUUACCAGAGUACGAAUAUCCACCACCUUGGAUACCAUAUGCAGAGAGGAUGGACCACCCAGACUACAGCACUGACCACAGACAGUUCCUGCCAAGGAAGAUUCAGCUGAUCCGAGAACGAGCCUCGGAGGCACUUGGCUUCAACAUCCGAGGUGGCCGGGAACAUUACUGUGGAGUCUAUGUGUCUAAGGUGAUGCCAAACAGUGAAGCCGACCGUCUUGGACUCAACGAAGCAGACCAGAUUUUGUUGGUGAAUGAUAUUGACUUUGAAAGUAUUGACCACAGUGAGGCUGUGAAGAUUCUCAAGAUGAACACCAACAUACACAUGGUUGUGAGAUAUUUUCCAUAUGGUUAUGAUAAAACAUAUGAUAAAAACCGACCAGCUCAACAUCAAGUGAAUCGACCUGGCACCGGUGACCCUUAUCAUGGAUCUACAUGAUGGGUCAUCACAGAAAUCACCAGUGUUUAGUCUCUUGCUCAUAUCAACUUUCAUUAAUUAUUAUUAGAAGCGCUUCACGGCGUAAGGGCAAGACACAUGUCGCUCUUCACAUCUUGUCUUGUGUCUGGGGCGAUGUAUAUUCAUUUCUGAUGUAUAUUCAUAGAUAAGAUUCAGUUGACUGUAUGAUGUGUUAACAUGAUCAAGUGGGUGUCGUUUUGACAUGUUGGUGUCAUCAGAAAUGGCUUCAACACAUUUUCCUUAUGGGCUAAUCAAAACUUUGUCCUUCAGUGUGACAAGUGGACUAAGUUUGAUUCACCCAUUAGGAAAAUGUGUUGAAGCCAUUUCUGAUGCCACUUUACUGUUGAGCUACACCACUGCCCCACGAAGGUUCUGUAAUCAAAAGAUGAUGCUGGCUCAGUACAGUUAUAGUUUUGUACUCCAGAUAAUUUAUCAACAUUCUUAUCGGAACUGACGAGUACAAGACAUGUUGUCUCCUACCAGUUGAUUGUAAUGUGCUGCUCAUUUGUAAAAUUGAUGCAUAUAUUUAUCAUAUAUCGUGUAUUUCACCUGUCCUGCUCACCAAUACAUUGUUUAUCAGGUCGUUCAUGAUGAGUGUUUCUUGACCAUCUCUACAUUAAUUUGGUUAGAUAUUCAUCAACACACUUUGCUAUGCCAUUUUUCCACAUUCACACUUUGGUAAGGUAACAAUUUAUAUUUUGAGCAUGUGGUAUUGUUUGCUUGCAUAUUUGAUACCAUUGUAAUUUGCAGUCCGUCCAUACUUUCAUCUGUAUGGUACAUGGAUACAGCAUCUUUCUGGACAAACUAAACCCAAACUAAACCCAAACCAUUUGCAUCAUGUUGGACCAUCUACUGUGGAAUGAAUCUCUGAGUUGAUGUCAGGUUUAUAUAGAGGGUCCAAGUCUACAUCUAUUCAGAUCAGUAGCUAUCAGAGUGAGUGUGUGAGUUUAGUUUUACUCCGCACUCAGCAAUAUUCCAGCUGUAUGGCAGCUGUCUGUAAAUAAUAGUCUGGACCAGACAAUCCAGUGAUCAAC